Messenger RNA from Morchella importuna, 714 nucleotides. RefSeq lists its product as uncharacterized. The transcript has a single exon. The record is from RefSeq and is a predicted model, not a curated record. The coding region runs from base 1 to 714 and encodes 237 amino acids. Lineage: Eukaryota; Fungi; Ascomycota; Pezizomycetes; Pezizales; Morchellaceae.
AUGGCUACAACCAAGCAUGAUCUUUUCAACCUUCUACAAGAAAUACUUACUGUCCCAUGCCUCUCGGUCUCUUCAGGACCCCUUGCAGCCGCUCCAUCCAGUUUCGUCGGUUCAAACGAUAAAAUAAACGAAGAUCAAGCUCCUGGCCUUAUUCUCUCCGAUGCCCGCACCGCUUCCAUACCACUACUUGUUGAAUUCAUUCUUCAAAUUCUUCUAACUCGGCCACCAUUCACGCACAAAUCACCGGAGCUCCUGCUAGAACAACGUUCUAUGUUCCUUAAAAUUUGGAAUAGGGGUCAUGCGGAGGGGUCAAUCAGUGGUGAAAACGAUGACGAACAGAGUCUUUCACCCCAGAAGAGCUUGCACAUUCUCGCGCAAACUCGAAUGAGCUUUCAAAGACUUACAGAAGAUGGCUUUCAAUUCGUGUCAGAGCUCCUAUUCUCCUGCCUCCUUAGGAUGUCUUUGGCAAAUACAGCCGGACGCAGCUGGGUGACUGAGCAUGGGAAGGCCGUUAAGAUUCUGUCAGAAUUGCUUCAUAGUGUACCUGAUGCUGGCUGGUUAAGUAUGGACACAAACUUUGAGUAUACGGUAACAUUGUGGAAGUGCUUGAGUCACUUGACAGCAGGCGCUUCCUGGUGGGGGUCGAGGAGCGAAGUAUACGAGAAAAACAUACUCAGUCUUUCCAACAAUUUCUGUAAGUUUUUCCUACUAUAG